AUGGAUUUACAGCAGCAACCACCUCCAACGGGAUUUCGGACACGCCCCAAGCUCCCGCCGAUCCAAACAACCCUCAACAAACGGGCAUCAAUGCGACCGAAACCGCCGCCUCCCGAACAAGUAACGGGCUCAACGCCUACAGAAAGAGUUCCGUUGAAGGAACCAAGAACCCUGACCUCAAAAUCUUCUCUGAGGUCGUUUAUUAACAAAACAAGGGCGAUGCGGCGGAAUAGCUCGAAGAAUGACAAUUCCCCUUCCCCCAUCGCAGAAUGGAGGCCCGUUACUAACGACAGCCCCGUUUCCAAUCAUCAAAUUACCCCUACGAGUGCAGAUCGAGCUCCCAAAGCAGUCAAAUCCUCCAGUGCUCCAGCAGUGCCAUCGUUGGCGAACUCACCGUCUCUCAACACUACCCCAAAGCUUUCCAAAUCGGUUAAGGAGAGAAAACGCCGGACGAUUCCUGCUUGGGAGCCUCCACCACUGUUUAAAGCUUACCCGCAAGCGAUCAAGCAUGCGACUCUUCUAGCGCCCAACAUACCUGCUGAAACCAUUUUGCGGAUUCAAGCGCUAGCGAGACAGGAAGACCAAGAAGCUAGCUCAGAAACGGACGUCAAGGAGACAAAGGACCAGAGGCAGGCAAGAAAAGCAGCUGAUUCCAUCCAUCACCUCGAAUGGACCCGGAAGAUAUACAUGUUGGUCACAAGCGGCUAUCUACUUCAAUACAAUGCCGACGGAAACUUCGACCGCCUCCCCGAAUUGAUCUUAGAACUUGGGGAGACCUCUGUCGCAUUUGCGAGCGACGCAGUUCCUGGGAAACAUUGGGUGUUACAAAUCUCACAAACGUUCGACGAGAAUGGUACGGCUACUGUCGACAACAAAAAGAGCUUCUUAUCUCGGCUUCGAAUAUCGGAUUCGCCGAAAUUGGCCAAGUCGCUUUUGUUGGUAUUAGAUAGUGCCGAGGACUUGUCGGCAUGGCUGUUUACUAUGAGGCGCGAGAUUGAGGGAUUGAGUGGUAAGGAGUAUGUUCCUGAAACUCCUAUGAUUGAAGAAACGCCGCUGCUCCAUCGAUAUCAGAGCAUGGCAUCGAUGCAAAGGCCUCCGCAACAUAGUUUUACCAAUAGAUCGUCACUGUCAGUGUCUUCAACGACAUUGUCACCGUCGUCCCAAACCCGACUCGAGGGCCUUGCAGCUUUGCAGGCCAAUCGUCGCUCCAUGGCCCGAUCAGUCGAAACACCCUCCCCUUCGAUAACUGCGACGAGUGAUUCAGAUCGGAUCAAAGACAACUAUCGAUUGUCGUGUGUUUCUAUAGGAACAAGGACGAUCCCCAGCUCAUGUGGCUCUUCACCCCCAUCGUCCUCAGCAGGUACUAAGCAUCCUAUACCUAAGAAUUCAUUUCUCAGCUCUCCUGAAAGCAUGGCAAGCGUUGCUUCCAUAGAGUCAAGCACUCGUCCAAUACCAAUAAUCCGUGGACCUGCUUACUUCCGGAGAGAACCCAUUCUUCCUGACAAGGCCACGUCAAAUGCUGUUGUGUCGUCUCAGACGCCAAAGCCUCCGUUGAUGCCAGCGCCUAAUUUUAGCGUACCCGCAUUCAGCAAAAGAUUCUCGUCUACUUUAAAUUUGAGAUCGGCUCAGCUUUCUUCGAGCGCGCCUACCUCCAAGCCAACGCCUGCCGUGGCUCUUGGGUGUUCAGUCUAUUAUAGCUCGGAGACUUCGAUUGACACAAUCCCGGAAGACCCAGAGCCAGUCGAGCCCAAGAGAGAAAGACCAGUUAUCAAACUAAACAGCUGGAGCACGCCACAAAGGCCAUCCAACCAGCCAAGAGCAACCCCAAUCCGAGCACGUAGGUAUUCAAGUUCUGGACAUAAGAUCGACAUUCACACUCCUAUAUCUGAGCUUGGCCCUGAAUCGCCGAUAAUCAAUAUUAAGAUGGUCCAACCGACUCAAGACGUACCACAAUACCGCUGGCCUUUAUUGUCGAACGCAAGUAGCAAUCCACGCCCACGGCUACCACGCGAACACAGCACUCACUCGCCCCAACGGCCAUUAAGCUUGCAAGUCGGGACCCCACGCGUAUCGGCGCCAGAAUAUCCUCCAUUAAGUUCGAGUACACAGCCUAUAACGAUUCCCAGUGAAGCAGCAGUUUUGAACCUCCCAACAGCACCCAGACACCCACCACCACUUCCCCCGCCGUCCCAAAAUCCCCGCAAACCCAAUCUUUCGCCUAGGCGUAGCUUGCCGCAAAUGACAUUUGGGCCGCCUCCUGCGCCUCCCCCGGAUUGCCCCCUGCCUGAAAUCCCACCCGUCGUAGGUCCCCGAACCACUCCCACCUGGAAAACAAUUCCAUCUGUCACGGCAAUGCCCACGCAACUCCAAAUACGCCAAGCACGCGCAAGUGGGAGCCGGCAAAUAUCCUCCCAUGUUCAUGCUAAAGCCUACCGUGCAUCCGUGCCGAGAAUCAAUGCUGGUGGACUAAACGACAUCCGGCCUUCUAAGAAACAGGGAAUCUUACAAGCAUGCUAA
This is a messenger RNA of Uncinocarpus reesii 1704, 2517 nucleotides long. RefSeq lists its product as uncharacterized. The record is from RefSeq and is a predicted model, not a curated record. Bases 1 to 2517 code for a protein of 838 amino acids. Lineage: Eukaryota; Fungi; Ascomycota; Eurotiomycetes; Onygenales; Onygenaceae. The transcript has 2 exons.